CAGAGGCUUUAUUUCUCCACAGACACCCAGGACCCGCUGUCCUGCAGCCCUCAUGCACACCGCCCCUGGUGUCCCUGCCGGGGUGGGGCGGGGUGCCAUACAGGGCCCCAGUCUGCAGCCAGUGCCGUUCCCUGAAAGACCCCCUCCUGCGUAUGAUACAGAAGGCGGUUGGUGGGCCCCCAACCCUUCCAUCCUUGCCAUUCUCUGCCUGGGUGGGGAGGUGGGGAAACAGGAUACAGGCCUGAAGUGUGAGUGUGUUGCAGGGUCCACGCGGUCCCUGGGCUCCUGCAGCUGGCGGGCGUGCCAAGGCGGAGGGACCUGAAGGACUGUGGCUACACAAAUGGGCGGGCAAUGGGGGGCUGGGUGAGCAGGGACUCUGGAGACCCCAGUCCCAGGCGAGAAGCCCACCACCCUACACAGCCCUGCAGCCUCGGCCGCAGGGUCCUGCCCGCGAGCACCUUUCCUGGUGUGAAAGUCUAAUCUUGCCUCUGCCCUGACCCCGCCCAAGCCCACUUGUGUGUCAGCUCUGCCUGGAGUCACCUCUGGGCAUAGGUGACAGAAGGGGACCCUCAGACCCCAACACAGACCCUGAGGUAACAUCCGUUUGGAGAUGUCUCCCACCGCAGCAAGACCCUGGGGCUAAGGCCGCUCUUGGCACAGAAUUAGGGCAGGGUGGUGCCCCUAGCCCAGACAGCAGGAGGCGGGCCCUCCCACUGCAGUUUAGACCCACCCUCCUGCCAGUCUGGGUGGCUGGCUAAGUUGGUCUGGGAAUCUGAGUCCCCUGCCGCACAGAGGAGUGGGUCCUGGUGCAGAACCAGAAGGGACGGGCAGCGCAGGUGCAGAGUCUGGGCCCCUGGAGGAGCUCCGGCAGGUCCUGGAGCCCCUCCCGGACAGGGAUGUGGAGGUGCUCCCCAGCCAGGGAGGAAAGGAAGGCAUGGGAGAGGGGACCGGCCACCGGCUGGACUGCCCCACGUGCUCUGCCUGGUCUCCAGGCGGAAGGGCCGCCCCCUGCUGCUUCCAGCACCACCCUUGGCCGCUCUCCCCAGCCGAGGGCCCCCUCAGCCACCUGCCCGCCUCUGUGCGUCCACCUUCCUAAAGGGGUUCGUGAAGCCCCCACCACACCUGCUGGGCCAGAGCGAUGUGCGCCUGGCUCCCUCUGCUGCCUUCGCUCCGGCCCCUCAGGAGCCGUUUGCCUGGGAGCACGGCCACCAGGGGGCCUUCUGGGCACGCCUGGACAACCGGUACUCAGGCCGCACCAUGGGCGGGCGGAUGGGCAGCCAGGCUCCGCUCUCUCUCCCUGAGGCUCCCCUGGGGCUGGGGCUGGAUGGCCCCUUGCCCCCACCCUGGGUGCUGUCUGCUGGGGCGGGAUGAGGGGUUGUGGUCUGUGGCCAGGGCCUGCCCUCCGUCCCUCUGGGUUACAGCUUCCGUUGGUGCCCCCUGGGAGGCUGUCCCUACAGCAGCCUUGAGGGUGCAGCCCUGGGCGAGAGCAUGUCCCUCAUUCCAAGGUGCUUGCCAGCUUGUUGGCAGGCAGAGCUGCCAGCCCGUGCCCCGGGGUGUCGUGAGGCUGGGGUGUGCAGGAUGAGGCCCCGCUUUCCCUUUGACUCACGCUCUCACCUUCUCUUCCCUCUGAGAGCCUCUCAUUCUGACCUGUUUCUGGGCCAAAGCUUGGGGCCCUGUGGCUGCCAGCGCAAGUGGUAGAUGUGGGAUGGGGGACCAGCCGACCCGGGGAAGGGGGGGGCUCCCUUGCAUUCACCCAGGAAGGGAGCAGGCUGUGGGUACAGAUGGGCCUGUGGCAAGGGCCCUGGCCAACCCGGCUGUGCAACAGGAAGGGCAGGGGCACUGCCAGCAAGAAGCCAGGUUGCCGUCAGGCUGUGGGAGGAUCAGCUCCUUCCUGCAAGCCUCCACUCCGCGCAGGGUGCCCACCGCAGGAGGGUGCUGAGCGAGGCCCGGAGCCAGGGCGUGGCUCCUAUGGGCCCCCCACUAGGGAAGAGAUGCCAGGGUGGGGCCCAAGGCCCAGAGCUACCACAUCAUCUUCCUAAGCAUUGGGUGGCUGGUGGCAGUGGUGGGGAGCUGGCACAGCCACCCACUCCCCUCCAGCCGGUGUGGAACCAGGUUUGGAUGCUGCGUCCACACCUUGGGCCCCCCAGAUGGUUUCUGCCGCACGCCACAGCUCCCCCCAACCUGGAUGUUGUGUGCACAAGAGGUUGUGUGGCCAGCAGCCCCCUCCCGGCCUUGCCUCUGCUCAGCAAGCUGCCCAGUUCUGCCCUGAUAGCACUUGGUCCCCACUAAGGGGCAGGAGCCGGGGCAGGCAGGGCGGUGGGAGGCCCCUGGGACGACAGGGCAGCAGACCCUGCUGGCUGUUCCUGGUCGCUGUUCCUUCCGUGACACCAGCCUGAGGCCUCCUAAGCGCUAACCACGAGGGCUGGGCCCCGUCCAGGACCAAGCCGGGGUCUGGCCGGGGCGAGGGCAGCUGACGGGACAGGGCCUGGGCUGGGUUGGGGAGCAGCCAGAGCUCAGGGAAGUCCAAGGCACCGGCCUGCUGGUCUCCCACUCAGAGGAACCUGUCAAAAGGGGAAGGAGCAGGGCCUCCGGGCCUCAGGGCUCCAGGCUGGCUGGAGUAGGCGGGAGGGGAGGGGCUCUGGACUUCAGCCCUCCGUUUCCUGGCACUGGAGCCAGCCCCCUGCCCACCUGCGUCAGGGACACUCCGACUCCUUCCCUUUCCAGCCUGGAAAGCCCCCUCCCUGCCCCCACCCUGCCCUGGGCUGUGGGGCCCGCAGGGAGAGACCUGGAGCCCCCAGGAGCAGCCCUGCCCCCAGGUUCCUGUUCCCGGCCCCGCCAGAACCCUGGGCCUCCCCGCAGCCUGGGGCUCCUGCACACUUCAGUCCUUGGGCAGAGAAGGAAGGCACAGCAGGCCUGCAGGCCACCCGAGACCAGGCCCAGCCCCGUGCCCGCCCGCUGCGGGUGUGUGCUAGGGCCUCGUGGGACCCUGGGAUGGACCCCUGUCUGGGAACCUGAGUUCUGGCACAAGGGGCCCUAGGGGCUGCAGGCGUGGGGUGGGGCGGCACAGCCAGAAGCCAAGAGAGAAACCUCAGUCUGCGGCGAAGAGCUGAGCGCAGCACAUCUACAGCCCUAAGCGAGGGUCUGGGAGCCCCGGACAGAGCUGGUCUGUUGAUUGAAGCACAGCGCUUCCAGGUGCAGCUGGGCACCGGGCCCAGCUGUGAUUUCAGGGCACCUCUGCCUGGCAGCUACUGUGAUUUCAUAUCCUUGGGUUCCUGGGUGACUGAUUCUGGGAGCUGCGGAUGAAGAAUGCCGGGUGUGGCUCUGCCCGGAGGCUUUGGGCCUUGGGGGGCCUGACUGGGGCAACCUUGCUCUCAGCCCUCUGGCUCCUGCAGCUACUCCGGCGGGCCCCUGGGGGAGCCCCGGUGCCCCAGCCCAAGCUUGUCCUCGUCUGGCACUGGCCCUUUGCCGACCGGCCCCCGGAACUGCCCAGCAAUACCUGUGCCAGCUAUGGUGUGGCCCACUGCCACCUGAGCACCAACCGCAGCCUUCUGGCCAGUGCCGAUGUCGUGGUCUUCCACCACCGCGAGCUGCAGACGCGGCAGGCCCGCCUGCCCCUGGCUGAGCGGCCACGUGGGCAGCCCUGGGUGUGGGCCUCAAUGGAGUCACCCAGCCAUACCCACGGCCUCGGCCUCCUCCGAGGCAUCUUCAACUGGGUGCUGAGCUACCGGCGCGACUCAGACAUCUUUGUACCCUACGGCUACCUGGAGCCCCAUGACGGGCCAGCCCCACCGCUGCCCGCCAAGACCAGGGUGGCUGCCUGGGUGGUCAGCAACUUCCAGGAGCGACAGCCACGGGUGCGGUUGUACCGGCAGCUGGCGCCUCACCUGCGGGUGGAUGUAUUUGGCCGCGCCCACAGGCGGCCGCUGUGUGCCCACUGCCUGCUGCCCACUGUGGCCCAGUACCUCUUCUACCUGUCUUUUGAGAAUUCACAGCACCGAGACUACAUCACUGAGAAAUUCUGGCGCAAUGCGCUGUCGGCUGGUGCUGUGCCUGUGGUGCUGGGGCCCCCGAGGGCCAACUAUGAGGCUCUUGUGCCACCUGACGCCUUUGUGCAUGUGGAUGACUUCGGCUCAGCCCGUGAGCUGGCCGCCUUCCUGGCUGGCAUGAAUGAGAGCUGCUAUCGGGGCUACUUCGCCUGGCGAGAGCGGUUCCGUGUGAGGCUGUUCAGCGACUGGCGGGAGCGCUUCUGCGCCAUCUGCACCCAUUACCCCCACCUGCCCCGCGACCAGGUCUACCAUGACCUGGAGGGCUGGUUCCAGGCCUGAGCCUGGGCUGCUGGGGGAGGCAGGGGAGGGCAACCGGGCGCUGGUGGUGUGGUGGGAGGCUGGAUGUUGAAAUCAAACCAUGGGGCAUCCGGCCCCCAUGGGCAGCUGUCAGAUUAACCCUGAGGCUGGGGUGGGAGACCAGGAAGCAUGGGUGAGGGAGAAGCAGCGGGUCUGAGCACGCUGCCUGGAGGAGGCUGGCGAGUACUGCAGCAGGCGUUUGGGGGUGGAGAUGACAGCAGGAGGAGGCUAGUGUGGUGCAAGUUGCAGCUGGUCAGAAGACGGGCUGCUGAGGACCUCCCUGUCCACCCUGAUCAGAUCCCGUGGGGGGGGUCAAGGCUGUCCUCAGAUGUGGGGCUGAGACUAGAGACAGGGCUCUUGGGGCUGCAGACAUGCCCCUCUGUAACAGAGGGCCCUGGCGGGGAGCAUGCAGCUCAUUGGCCUGCCCCUUCCACAGUGCCAGAGCCCCUCGUGCAGACCCAUGCCAGGCAGGGAUACCGUGCCAAGCACACCAGGUUGGUCAGCUUUUUGCAUCCUGCAGUCCACUUGGGGAGGGGCAUCAACCAAUAAAGGAAGAACAAGAA
Manis javanica (Malayan pangolin) is the source of this 4906-nucleotide messenger RNA. It is a transcript of the gene FUT7, whose product is annotated as fucosyltransferase 7. Gene Ontology annotation, molecular function: alpha-(1->3)-fucosyltransferase activity. Gene Ontology annotation, cellular component: membrane. The record is from RefSeq and is a predicted model, not a curated record. Lineage: Eukaryota; Metazoa; Chordata; Mammalia; Pholidota; Manidae.